Messenger RNA from Sycon ciliatum, 2854 nucleotides. Its product is annotated as zinc finger protein ZIC 3-like. The record is from RefSeq and is a predicted model, not a curated record. The transcript is spliced from 2 exons. Bases 301 to 2091 code for a protein of 596 amino acids. NCBI's taxonomy places the organism in Eukaryota, Metazoa, Porifera, Calcarea, Leucosolenida, Sycettidae. Gene Ontology annotation, biological process: regulation of transcription by RNA polymerase II. Gene Ontology annotation, cellular component: nucleus. Gene Ontology annotation, molecular function: RNA polymerase II cis-regulatory region sequence-specific DNA binding; DNA-binding transcription factor activity, RNA polymerase II-specific.
GACAAGCAGAAACUGCACCAUUCGUCGAGUCAAAGGCCACGAGUACGCUUCACAACGGGUCAUCUCCUAUUCUUUUUUACGUUGCGAGACUCCAGCAGUCACUCUCCUGUAAUAGUGUGGAUCAGGACUAUCCUGUCGUUCCGUGGAUUCUAUCCGUAUCUCCCGGACCAGAACUUGCUGCUGUUCUCUGGACAAGCCAGUCACCUCACUUGUUUUGGCUACCAUUGUGGUCGAAAAAGUACAGCCAAUUUCCAGAGACUCGGUUGGCUGUUUGACACUGCCCUAGUUGUCACGUUCGGAAUGUCUUCCUCAAGGAACACGUCAGAAGCAGAAGGCCACCAAGGGAUGACGGGAGCUCAACUACCCAGCUACACGAUGCAGUAUUUUCCGCCGUUGGACUCACAAUGUCCAAAGAUGCCUACUGUACAGGCAUUCGAUGGGACACAUCAACAGGCACAGACAGGGCUGCAAGCUGCAGAGACAUAUGUCGGUCCAGUACAGCCUGAUCCCAACAAUAGCUUAACUCAGCCUAUUGCAAACCAACCGCAGCCUGUUGGUCAGCAGCACAGCCUUAUUGGACAACCUAUCAACACUGGUGGCUUCAGUAAUAUUAUGGGGCUUAGACCAUCAUUAGUGGAGUCAACACUGGGUCUCCCACCACAGCCUCAACCAACCAUUGGUCUUAUGUCAUCACCAGCACAAUUUGCGAUUCUCUACAGCCAGGAAAUGAGUCACCCCUUCCAUGCCACUGCUAGCAGCUAUCUGCCGAGUAGUGUCCCAGGAAUGCACGGCAGUAUGGCCAGCUCUAACCAUCCUGCGGAAAUGCACGCCGGCUUUCCACAGACCCCACUGAACGAUCUAGCACAAGGCGUCGAGUAUCAACCGGAAAACCCCUCCGCCCCUCCACUGUUUGGCGGACAUCCCAGAAAUCUGUGCGAAUGGCGUGUAAACAACGGUCUACAAUUGUGUGGGUUGGCUUUCUAUAGUGUCACCGAACUAGCGCAGCACAUAAGCAACGCUCAUCUCCAGCAACAGGACACUACCGAAAAGGAGGAUGGCAACAUGCACAUCUGCCACUGGGACCAGUGUUCACGCAAGAGAGGAUUUAAAGCUAAGUACAAGCUUGUCAACCAUAUACGAGUUCAUACAGGUGAAAAACCCUUUGUCUGCAAUCAUCAAGACUGCACACACAAAGCAUUCGCAAGAUCCGAAAACCUGAAGAUACACUACAGAGUCCACACAAAGGAAAAGCCGUUUGCCUGCACCUUCCCGGACUGUAAGAAAAGAUUCGCAAAUUCCUCGGAUCGAAAGAAGCACAUGAACGUGCACACGAAAGAUAUAACCUACCAAUGCAGGGCAGCAGGAUGUACGAAGAGAUAUACACACCCGAGCUCGCUUAGAAAGCACUCCAAGCAGCAUGAUGCUCGAAAUGCAGCCAAUGGCGGAAAUGCUCUUUCCUACAGUACCACGGACACCAGCGCAGAGAACAGUGACUUGACGUCUGCGGAUGGUUCUAUUGCUGCGGACGGAGAAAGUGAUCAUGGCAGUUCGAUUUCAUCCGAUGAGGUACUUGCAGACCAGCACCACCACCAUCAACAACAAGAAGAACAGCAGCAGCAGCAUCACCACCAACAUCAACAAAAAGGUUUUGCACUUGUGACUUGCAUGGACCAGUGUCAGCCUGCACAGCCGCAACACUUACCACUGGGAACAUCCUCAAGGAUGCUGACUGUGAAUUCAACAUCCACGUCAUCUUUGCCUCAGUUACCUUAUCAUUUGCACUCUGCCCAGGCUACUGCUGGUAGUGAUUUGGUCAACAGUGCACUGCCGACGCCCACACACACACAGCUAUCGCUGGUGGCUCACACACCGCAGCACCAGUCAUCACCUGUGUCUCAGACGCACAACCAUCAGGCACAGAAGCACUCUCUCCCAUCGCCGAUGCAGCUGCGCCAGCAGCAUUUUGCACAGCAUUCGGCAACUGCUCAGCCAACACUAUUUCAUGCAGGACAAUUGCUGCACCCCGUACCGCCCUCGCAGGUCGCUCACUCUCUGUCAGCACAAAGACACCUACCAAAAAGGCAUUACUAAGCAAACAAACAUUACACGGCUUGAAAACACUGUUCUCAUGAGCUGGACAACUGCCUUUUCAAAAUGGCGCUGCAGCCAGCUUCGUGAAUGGAUGUGUUAACAACUGUCAAUAAGGUUUUUAAGGCACAUCAUCACUUUCAACCAAACAAUUGCGUAAUUAUUAUCAAAACUCCUAAGUUUUACGGAGUUCACAAUUUUUUUAUAAUAACCUAAUUCAAUAAAGAGGUAUGAAGUGUACAGAUGCAAGUUCAAUACUCGCUUUUGUGAUAUUGAAUUAUCGUAUCAACGCUGUCCAACGCUGAAUGUUUUUAAGGUUAUUUCAUUAUAGAUGGAGCUGGGUUAUUGCUUAUUAGGCUGUGGAACUUUGUCAAUCAGACGACUGCCACAUUUGUAGAAGUUCCUUUUUCAAAUGUCUUGUCAAUUUCAUUUUCCGCACGUUGUCUUCACUAACAUUACCCAUGAUGCUGGCCAUAUGUAUAUAGCGUCAGUAGAAUUGCAGCUCAACAUCCUAAUCCGCACUGCCUUCAGUCUGGUUUCUACCCACUCACUGUCAGGAUCGGGUAUUUCCCCUCCAAUUAGUAACCAUAGUACCCGUUUCUUUUUAGUUCACUUUUUCGGCUGAUCUGCUCAUCCCGCAGAAAUGUGUCAAUACUAAUGCUGGCCUAACAGAUUCUACAACUGCUGAAGAAAGUCUUGUCUUAUGCGAUGAGCCUUCAAACACUCAUAAUUAUCGUAUCUCUGUUCAAAAUAAUGGGAUGGAGUU